Molecule: messenger RNA, 2925 nt
Organism: Oncorhynchus keta (chum salmon)
Lineage: Eukaryota; Metazoa; Chordata; Actinopteri; Salmoniformes; Salmonidae
Product: glycerophosphoinositol inositolphosphodiesterase GDPD2-like
Exons: 15
Coding region: 351-2027 (558 amino acids)
Biological process (GO): lipid metabolic process
Cellular component (GO): membrane
Molecular function (GO): glycerophosphodiester phosphodiesterase activity
Source: RefSeq, a predicted model, not a curated record
GUAGGCUACCUGUGUAUGAGUGCCUCCCUCCAAAUAGGCAUACCCCUCCCCCUUGCUACUUUAGGAACUUGCACCCAUUCAUUCUGAUUCAUUAACAUUCCUGCCACAGAUUUCCACAAAGAACCGGAGUGGACGACAGAACAACAGGCACAGAAAAGAGGUUUAGAGUGGUGAGUCAGACCUCAGUAGAGUGGAACCCCUCUCCUCACAUACAGAGCACAGAGCUGCCAGACAAGGUGUGCUCCAGGAGUGUUGCCCACCCCCCACACACUCCACCGCUCUAUCCAAACCCUCUAGGACAGACAGGAUCCCCACUCCUCUGGACAGGACCUCAUUUUUGUUUACUGUGAAUGAAGAGAAGAGAUAAGGUGAUGAUGUCAGAGGACAGCUGUUGCCGAAUAUGCUGCAGGGGGGUGUAUAGCUGCUACUGGAGGCACCCCAGUGAGAGGAAACGAAAAUGCUCCCGCUGCAGGUUGUCAGUCCUUACCGCUGUGUCCCUCCUCACUCUGUUCUGGAUGUACGUCUGUCUGAUGGCCUUCAAUGACCGCGAGGAUGUUAACUGGAAGGCCUUUUCCAUUCUGAAACUGUGGGUGAACUGGUUCAUGGUGCUAAUCAUCAUCUCUGCUGUAUUGACCAUCUACUGCACCCUAUUACUGGUCUUUGCGCUGUUCCAACUUGCCUUGAAAGAGCCUUUGGACUUACACUGUCUGCACAAGUUGUUCCUGUUUUUAGGUGUGGCCUUCAUCACCCUGGGCAUUGCUGGAAUAAGUCUACAGUGGAAAGAAGAGUGGCACACUGUUCUUCUGUCACUGCAGGCCACGGCGCCAUUCCUACAGAUGGGAGGGGUUGGAGCCCUGACCCUGGUCAGCUGGCUGGUGUUCCAGGGCUUCCAUAGAUCCCGCAGAGUAGCCUCUAAGAUCCUCAUCAUGGUAGUGUUUGCUGGCGUGUCAGUGGCAAUGUUCCUCAGCCCACUCUUCAUCCAAUCCCCUUGUCUGGUGGACGAGAAACAGCUGCCCCCUAAACCUGCCCUCUUUGGUCAUCGCGGAGCACCAAUGCUGGCCCCAGAGAACACCAUGAUGUCGUUCAGGAAGAGUGUGGGGUGCAACGUGACCGCCUUUGAGACGGACGUGCAGCUCAGUAAGGACAGAGUACCUUACCUGAUGCACGACAACGGCAACCAUUUCCUGAGGAGGACUACAGAUGUUCUACAGAAGUUCCCUGGGAAAGACUUGAACCACAGCACAAACCUCACCUGGGAGGAGCUACAGGAAUUAAACACUGGUGAUUGGUUCCUGAAGACAGAUCCAUUCCGUUCAGUGUCCCAGCUCUCAGAACAGGAGAAGAAGACAGCUGGGAACCAGAGUGUUCCCUCCCUUCUGCAGCUGCUUCACCUGGCCAAGACUCAUAACACCUCUGUCAUCUUUGACUUGAAGAAUGACAACAACAAUGACACUAAUGACACUGUGAAAACCAUCCUCAACUCUGGCAUCCCCCACGACAAGAUCCUCUGGCUUCCCCCCACACAUAGGGAGGAUGUGAAGAAGGUUGCACCAGGAUUCAAACAGGUUUACAACAAUGUGCUUGAUAUGAACCGUGAUGGAGCAGAUCAUCUGAAUGUCAAGUACAGUGCGUUGAGCUUCCAAGAGAUCGGGGAGCUUCGGAAAAGGAACGUUUCAGUGAACCUGUGGGUGGUGAAUGAACCAUGGCUCUUCUCUUUAAUGUGGUGCUCGGGGGCCAGCUCUGUGACCACCAACGCCUGCUCUGUCCUACAGGACAAGAACCAGCCUGACUGGACAAUGGGACGUGAUACAUACAGAUAUAUAUGGAUCACAUUGGACCUGGGGUCAUUGCUCAUAAUGUUCGCACUCUUCAUCUUAAAGAGGACACAAGAGCAUCAUAUAAAGAGACAUUCUAUAAUGAGGAAGUGGAAUAAUGGUUUGUGUCUGAUUAUCUCUAGAAGAAAAGAGCUGCACACAUGUUCUGCUUUGGAAUCAAGAGAGCUAUCUUCCUUCUUACCAUCUGAAUAGUUCAGCUUGGAUCCAGAAAUCCAUCCCACCCCACCCUACUGUCUGAAUAGUUCAGCCUAGAUCCAGAAAUCCAUCCCACCCCACCCUACUGUCUGAAUAGUUCAGCCUGGAUCCAGAAAUCCAUCCCACCCCACCCUACUGUCUGAAUAGUUCAGCCUGGAUCCAGAAAUCCAUCCCACCCCACCCUACUGUCUGAAUAGCUCAGCCUGGAUCCAGAAAUCCAUCCCACCCUACUGUCUGAAUGACUCAGCCUGGAUCCAGAAAUCCAUCCCACCCCACCCCACCCUACUGUCUGAAUGGCUCAGCCUUGAAUCAGGAAGUAAUUGGGCUAAUUGAAAAGACAGUAUAUAUAAAAAUGUGUGGAUCACAUGCGUAAAGUACAUUUUACAUUCAUUAUGAGAAUUUAUGAGCAAAGGUGAAAAUACCACAUAGGUUGCCACAAGGAUGGCCAUUCAAGAAGUCAUUUAAUUGUCAUUUUAUUUCAAUAUAUUUUAGAUGCUUUUUGUGACCAUUUGUAAAUAGUGUUUUCUUAUAGAAAAUGUUUGCGUGACACUGUAUUUGUAAAAAAAUAUAUAUAUUUAUUUGUUCACUGUAUACAUUAAGUUUACGUCUUAUUUGGAAACUACUGGUGUUGGGUUCACUGAUAAAUGUCAGCACUAUUUCCACUGGGGAUUACAUUCUGAAUGAGAGAUUUACAAAAUGAUCACAAAUCAUCUUAUAGCCUAUUUUUUUAAAAUAAAAUGUUAACUGGAUUUGACGCCUGUCUGUGUGUGAACGCGCCCGUGUGUGUACGCGCCCGUGCUUGAGUGAGUAGUUGUGUGCGUGAGGGACAGAGCGUGUGUUUCAGAAAAUUACAUGUCAUGAUUUAUUUGUGUGUGAAUAAAAACAUUUGAAUGUG